Molecule: messenger RNA, 2019 nt
Organism: Pleuronectes platessa (European plaice)
Lineage: Eukaryota; Metazoa; Chordata; Actinopteri; Pleuronectiformes; Pleuronectidae
Gene: uqcrfs1
Product: cytochrome b-c1 complex subunit Rieske, mitochondrial
Exons: 2
Coding region: 84-905 (273 amino acids)
Biological process (GO): mitochondrial electron transport, ubiquinol to cytochrome c
Cellular component (GO): membrane
Molecular function (GO): quinol-cytochrome-c reductase activity; 2 iron, 2 sulfur cluster binding
Source: RefSeq, a predicted model, not a curated record
AAAGUAGAAGAAGAAGCAGACCAAGACGUCCCCUUCCGGUCAGGCACACAAGGUCGUCACAGCAGCAACAGCUACACGCUAACAUGAUGUCCCUAGCUGCCCGGUCAGGGCCUUUUUCUCCUUAUAUGCAGGCCACUGCUUUUGCUGUCGCUGGUCCCUUAAAAGCCCUGGUCCCUGGGAUUGUUUUGAAGGGGGAGAAAAUCUUGUUGAACCCGAAGGAAAAACUCCUCUGCCGCGAGACGCUGAACGGUCAAAGCCCAAAGACGGGCCCUGCGGUGAUGGUUAGCAUCAACGGCUGUGCAGGAGUCAGGUUUGCCCACACAGACGUAAGGAUACCUGAUUUCUCAGACUACAGGCGUGCAGAGGUGAUCGACCCCAACAGGUCAUCCCAGGAGAGUGGUGAAUCUAGAAGAGUAUUCUCGUACUUGGUUACUGGGGCCUCAACAGUGGUGGGUGUCUAUGCCGCCAAGACAGUGGUGACUCAGUUUGUUUCUUCAAUGAGUGCUUCAGCUGAUGUCCUGGCCCUAUCCAAGAUCGAAAUCAAGUUGAGCGACAUCCCGGAAGGCAAAAACAUGACCUUCAAGUGGAGAGGCAAGCCGCUUUUUGUCCGUCACCGCACCGAGAAGGAGGUCGCCACAGAAGCUGCUGUGAACAUUGCAGAGCUCCGAGACCCUCAGUACGACAAGGACCGGGUCAUCAACCCCAGCUGGGUUAUCGUCCUCGGGGUGUGCACACAUUUGGGCUGCGUGCCAAUUGCCAAUGCCGGAGACUACGGAGGUUACUACUGCCCCUGUCACGGCUCGCACUACGAUGCUUCAGGCCGAAUCAGAAAGGGUCCUGCACCCCUCAACCUAGAAGUCCCCUACUAUGAGUUCCCAGAUGACGACACGGUGGUGGUGGGAUAGACGACUGCGUCAGACUGAAAUCACAUAGUACAACAGUUUUUUCUCUGGCUGUAACACAGCUUAUAUUAAUCUGAUAAAGGAAAUGUUGAGGGGUAUUUGUACUCUGUUUGUCUUAUUGCUUUUGCUAGCAAAAUAAACUGUUGACAGCAGCUUCCUAGAGGAAAUAACACUGAUGACCCCAAAACGUUAUGACCGACAUGCGUGUUAUGAAAAACUUCUCCCGAACCAAGCAGUUUGUGAUCGGGAGCACUCCACCUGUCUCAUUGCAUCUGAGAAUUUCCAACCUAUUCAUUUGCCUAUCUCUCCUGCAUCCAACACAUAGACUAGCAAAACUUUUAACAUGACAUACAUCAUACAGGGUUCCUACGGUCAUGAAAAACCUGGAAAAGUCAUGGAAUUGUAAAAUAUUUGCAGGCCUGGAGAAGUGUUUGAAAAAAAUUAAAUCUCAAAAGUUUUGGAGAGGUCAUGGAGAUUUGUUAUAUUCAUAUUUUCAUGUCGUUCAUUUACCCUGCGUUUCAAAUAAUUCAUGUACUUUUAAAAGAAAUACGCUCAAAAUAUAAGCAGGCUUACACUCCUACUAAUUGAAAAGUUCGGUUGGGAAGCAGGCAGGAUAAUGCUAUAUGCCAGGGAAGUGUAGAUUUAACCAUACUUGACUACAAAUGGAAAAGUAUAUGUCAUGGGUUACAACAGACAAAGACCUCAAUCAAAGCAUUGUCUGUCGUUCAUUUGAGUCAUUUAAGGUGUACUGUAUGCUUUGUAAUUCUCAGCUUAAAUACAAAUUGUCACUUUUUCAUGUAUACGAGAUUUCACAAAAUGUUUGAUCAUGAAAAUUUGGUUUAAAGUUAAUGAAAGGUCAUUCAAAAUGUGUAUGAACCCUGAUCAUAUUCCAGAUGUUGACUUGUGGUAUUGUUACGAGAUAAUCUACCACCUGUUAACAGUCUUAAUGUUGUAGCUCAUCACUGUAUAACUGUCUCCCAAUUUUUCCAAAGAUGACAAAAUUUUUCCAGUCUACUUCUGUUGACAGUCCUGAAAUAUUUAAUGCCAUGCAGCUGCUUCACAUAAUGAAAGGAGCAAUCGGGUAUGUCAAUAAAUAUAAAAAAAGUAUUUGACAUCC